GGAAGCAUGGCGGAGAACACGAGAGUCUGUGUUUCAGGAUAUGUGCUGGGAUCUUUAAUUUUCCAUCACUUCAACAACGACUCCGACGUGGAAGGAUUCAUUCUUGGUGAAAUCAAGGCUGAGGAAAAGAACGACAUCACAGAUUCCCAGAUGGAACAUGUUCAGUUUGAGCACACCAUAGACAUUGCAAAACAUGUGACCUGUUACAAGCUAAAUAGCUUCUAUGGUUAUCUUGGAGAGUUAAAAGAGGAGGAGAUAAAGAAAAUACUAUCCAGACACAAAAAGGACAAUGUGGUCGGCUGGUACCGGCAGAGGAGAAACACAGAUCACAGAAUGACCUUCCGAGACCAAAUCAUCCAUCGCAAUUUGCAGAGAGCAUUCUCCAACUACGAGCUGGUCUUCUUACUGUUGACCACUAGUGAAAUGUCAUCAAGGGGCUCCACAUACCGUCUGGAAUACUCCAUAUUCAAGGCCCAUGGCAGUCAGUUUCACAAAAUCCCAGUGCUGGUGACCAACCUUGGAAUGCUACUCCAGCAGGACUACUGCAGGACCUCUGUGUCCUGUUCUUCUGCCGGUUAUAAAAGAGCAAUAAAUAAACACAGGUCGAGGUUCUUUGCUUCAGAUGGCUCGCUGAAGGAGGUCAAUGACGUGAAUGAAAUGAAUUCUUCGCUUCAAGAGGAGCUGAAGCAAACUUGUGCAAGAGUGGAAGAGAGCGAGCGCGCGAUGGAGAAGCUUCUGACGGAGGUCGCCCAGCUCAGAAAGGCUGUAGCUGAGAGGAGAAGGGUACAAUCCAAAUCUGAAGAGCAGGAUCUCUCUGUCAGGAGUCCUCAGGAGGAGAAUGUGUACCUUUGCCGGGCUUUGAAGGCAUCGUUCCCAGACUCCGAAAUGAAAUGGACACCAGCCCUCACACUCAAGGGCAUCCCCAUACUUGCUUACUGCUGUCGCACGGACCGCGAAAUGGGUAUUUCCGCAAAGCUCCCGGUUCUCCUGGGAGAUGGAGACACCGUAGCAAAAACGAAAGGACAGAGUAAGAAAGUCAGAGCCAGUUCCCCAGGUCAGACCCCGCCUCCCAGGAAACGCCCUUUUGCAGAGCUCUCCAGGGUAACCCGCUCUAUGAAAGGCAGCUGUCAGGAGAGACAUCGUUAUGCCGUACUGACACUCAGCGAACCAGAUACGGAAGACGAUGGGCUGGAUUCUCAGAAUGGAGAUACUGAAUACUCCCGCUCCCCAACCUUCUAAAGAUUCCUUGCUGGCAAGAUUCAUAAUUGUAGUGAGAGAGACCACUUUUAUGAGACCCAAAAGAGAAAUCUCACCUGGAAAGGGUGAUAGGCAUCAUUUUAACUUUGAGUGAUUUGCGUUGUUAUUUGAUAUUAAAAGAAGAAUCUUUUUAAAAUUUCA
Molecule: messenger RNA, 1398 nt
Organism: Lepisosteus oculatus (spotted gar)
Lineage: Eukaryota; Metazoa; Chordata; Actinopteri; Semionotiformes; Lepisosteidae
Gene: abraxas1
Product: abraxas 1, BRCA1 A complex subunit
Biological process (GO): attachment of spindle microtubules to kinetochore; mitotic spindle assembly; protein K63-linked deubiquitination
Cellular component (GO): nucleus
Molecular function (GO): polyubiquitin modification-dependent protein binding; microtubule binding
Source: RefSeq, a predicted model, not a curated record